Dioscorea cayenensis subsp. rotundata (Guinea yam) is the source of this 3752-nucleotide messenger RNA. Its product is annotated as pentatricopeptide repeat-containing protein At3g49170, chloroplastic-like. Gene Ontology annotation, molecular function: RNA binding; protein binding; zinc ion binding. Gene Ontology annotation, biological process: RNA modification. Lineage: Eukaryota; Viridiplantae; Streptophyta; Magnoliopsida; Dioscoreales; Dioscoreaceae. The record is from RefSeq and is a predicted model, not a curated record.
AAGCGAUGGCGGUUCCCGCCAUCUCCCUUCCCGCCAAAAUCACACUCUCCAAACACCCCCAAUUCGAGACCUUCAAGCACCGCCUACUCCGCCUCGCCGAUGCCGGCCGCCUUUCCGAUCUCAUUUCCACCCUCGACCUCAUGUCCCACCGCGGCAUCCCCGCUGAUCUCCUCACCUAUUCAUCCCUCCUCAAAUCUUCCAUCCGCUCCCGCGAUCUCCAUCUCGGUAAGCUUAUCCACCGCCACCUUCUCCAUUCCGGCCUCCCCCUCGACGCCAUUGUCACCAAUUCCCUCAUCGCUCUCUACUCUAAAUGUGGCGAUUGGGACACUGCUUGCUUGAUCUUCGACCAGAUGGGUGCCAAUCGAAACUUGGUUUCUUGGACAACGAUGAUCUCGUCGGCGGCGAGGAGUAAUAUGGAGAGAACGGCGAUAGGUAUGUUUUGUGAGAUGCUGGAGUUGGGUUUUAUCCCAAAUGAGUACACUUUUUGUAGUGUGAUUCAGGCUUGUUCAAGCUCGGAGUUUGUUUGGAUUGGUCUAGUGGUUCUUGGAUUUGGGAUAAAAACUGGAUUUUGGCAGGAGGAGGUGUCUGUUGGGAGUGCUUUGAUUGAUAUGUUUGCGAAAAAUGGAGAUUUGGGUUCUGCUCGCAAGGUGUUUGAUGGAAUGCUUGUUAGGAAUUUGGUUGUUUGGACACUGAUGAUAACCAGGUAUGCGCAGUUUGGGUGUGGAGAAAAAGCGAUUGAAUUGUUUGUUGAUAUGUGUCUUGAUGGGCAUGAACCUGAUCCGUUCUCGAUGAGCAGUGUGCUUGCUGCUUGUGCGGAGGUUGGAUCUCUUCACGUUGGAAAGCAAUUGCAUUCUCUUGCGAUUCGAAUUGGAUUGGCUUUGGAUGUUUGUGUGGGGUGUAGUCUUGUGAGCAUGUAUGCAAAAUGUGUGUUUGGAUUGAUGGAUGAUUCAAGACGAGUGUUUGAAGGGAUGCCUGCACAUAAUGUGAUGUCUUGGACUGCUCUCAUAGCAGGCUAUGUGCAGAGUGGGCAUGAUGAAGAAGCACUUGAACUCUUUGGUGACAUGAUAAGAGAGGGAGAAAUUCAGCCGAACCAUUUUACAUACUCCAGCAUCCUCAAAGCGUGUGCGAAUCUCUCUGAAGCGAACAUUGGGGAACAAGUCUAUGGUCAUGUUGUCAAAUUGGGGCUUACAAUAGUUAAUUUUAUUGGGAAUUCCCUUGUUACCAUGUAUGCAAAGUCAGGUAGGAUGGAUGAGGCUCGUAAAGCUUUUGAGAUGCUUUAUGAAAAGAAUUUGGUGUCUUAUAAUGCAAUUGUUGAUGGGUAUGUUAAGAACUCAAAUUCUGAACAAGCUUUUGAACUUAUCCAUCAAAUCCAGGGCAGUGAUUUUGGAGCCAGUGCUUUCACAUUUGCUAGUCUUUUGAGUGCUGCAGCGAGUAUUGGAAUCAUGGGCAAAGGUCAGCAGUUGCAUGCACAAUUACUGAAGUCUGGAUAUGAAUAUGAUACAUGUAUCAGUAAUGCUCUUGUGUCAAUGUACUCUAAAUGUGGGAACAUUGAGGAUGCAGUUCAAGCUUUUCAGGAAAUGGAGGAUCGGAAUACAAUUUCCUGGACUAGCAUGAUCACAGGCUUGGCUAAACAUGGGCAUGCAAUAAAAGCUCUUGAGUUGUUUCACAACAUGGUAGCUGCAGGUGCUAAGCCCAAUGACAUCACUUACAUAGCUGUUCUCUCUGCUUGCAGUCAUGUGGGUCUGGUAAGCGAAGGAAGGAAACAUUUCCGGUCAAUGAAGAAUGAUCAUGGAAUCAUUCCAAGGAUGGAGCACUAUGCUUGCAUGGUUGAUUUGCUAGGGCGGGCUGGCCGCCUUGAAGAAGCGAUAGACUUCAUUAGCUCAAUGCCAGUCAAAGCUGAUGCUCUGCUCUGGAGGACAUUGCUUUCUGCCUGUAGAACUCAUGGGCAUACAGAAUUUGGAGAAAGAGCUGCUAGAGAAAUACUAGAUCAGGAACCUGAUGACCCUUCGGCUUAUGUAUUGUUAUCGAACUUGUAUGCUAUGGGAGGACAAUGGGGAAAAGUGGCCAUGAUCAGGAGUGGAAUGAAAGAGAAGAGCAUGAACAAAGAAGCCGGAUUGAGUUGGAUAGAAACAGAGGGCAGCAUCCACAAGUUCCAUGCAGGGGAUACUUCUCAUCGAAGAUCAGAAGAAAUCUAUGAAAAGUUAGAUGAAUUAGCAACUGAAAUCAAGAGACUGGGGUAUGUUUCAGACACUAGUUCUGUACUUCAUGAUGUUGAUGAUGAAUUGAAGGAGAAGUAUGUGUGGCAACACAGUGAGAGGUUAGCUGUGGCUUUCGGCCUCAUUAGCACAUCGGCAUCGAAACCGAUUCGUAUUUUCAAGAACCUAAGGGUCUGCGGAGAUUGUCAUACUGCAAUGAAGUUCAUGUCCAUGGUUGCUGGCAGAGAGAUCAUUCUCAGAGAUUCAAAUAGGUUUCAUAGAAUCAAAGAUGGGAAUUGCUCUUGUGGAGACUAUUGGUGAACAUAUGCUUUGUGAGUUGGUCAUUAUUUAUUAUCUUUGACUGUAAAUCAUUUAUUAAUCCCUGAAAAUGGAUAAGUCCAUCAACAUCUUUAUGUCUUUGGUCCUAUCAUAAUCUUAUUCUCUCAUUCUUAUUCUUUAGUAUAGUUUUAUAGUAUUCCUCAUCUCUGUUUAGUAUUCAUUAUUUUUAUUUGUUUAGAGUGUAGGGGAGAACAAAAUCAUCAUUCAUGGAAGUUAAAAAAUAUUCAUGAACUUAUUAUUAAUAUUUUACCUUUGGUUUUCAUUCUGUUUUUCAAUGUUAGGAAACAAAUCAUCAUCUCAUUGAUCAUACUGACUUUGACUAGCUAACCAAAAUAUUUUCAUAGAUUCAUAAAGAAAAAGACCAAACAUAUUUAAUAACAAAUACUUCAUCAUAGAUUCAUAAUGAGAAAACCAACUCCUUACAUAGGAUCUUAUUCAAAAUCCAUAAACUUCAUCUUAUUCAUUCAAUCAUAAGCAUUCAAGCAACAAACUGGCUACUACUCACUUAUUUCCAAAUUCAUGCAAACCUAUAGAGACACAACAAAAAUAACACCGACUAGCAACUAAUCACAAAUUCAUUCAUAUCCAUAACUUCAUAACCAAACUAUAUACUUGUUACUUAUUGCAGUUAAAAAAUGAGCUUAAAGGAAUGAUAUUGAUGGUGAUGCUGCAAUUGCCGGACAGUGUGGCGGCACGCGCAGAGUUAAUACUCCCCGCUGAAGCCAACUCUGACUUCAAACACUCACAUAUGCUCCUUCCAGCUGCUGGAGAACUUGCAAGAUCCUUCACUGCUUGCACUCCUAGGCAGCAUUGUGCAGAGACUUUUGGGUCUUGUCCUAUCAUGUAUGGCACACAUGGACCAAAUGCUGUCUGAGCUAAACCACAGUCUGAGUGUGUUUCAGCCAUUGCCAAUGUUGAGAAGGUCAGUGCAAUGCUGAGAAGAAGAAGAAGAAGAAGAAGAAGGCGAGACAUGCUUUGUGCUCUUGAAAGAGUGAGUGAUUAAGAGGGUGUUUAAAGUUAAGAAGGUUUGUACUGAAGUGUAUUUGUUGGUUGUGGAGUUGUAAUCAAUUUAUAGAGGGAGGUGAUGUUUUGUUUAUGGAAAUUGAUUGAGGAAUUGAGAAAUUUGGGCGUGAUUUUUUUUUUCCUUGUCAAUUAUGAGAUUGAUUUGAGAUUAAGAAAGAUUAAUUAUGGUGAAAGGAAUUUGUUUGUUUUUUAUUA